AUGCUGCAAAGGCAUUAUGGUCAUCACUUUAAUGUAAAUGAGCUCUACGCUUCUAAACACCCCUUGUCUUACAGAAAGCUUGGUAUUGGAAUAGUAGCAUAUAGCCCUCUUGGUCGUGGGUUCUUCGCUGGGAAAGCAGUUGUGGAGAAUUUGCCAACAGAAAGUAUUUUGGCUCUCCAUCCGAGGUUCAGCAAGGAGAAUGUAGAGAAGAACAAAGUUCUAUAUGCCCGUCUAGCUAACUUGGCGGCAAAGCAUCAUUGUACCAUCCCUCAACUGGCUCUAGCAUGGCUUCUGCACCAAGGAGGCGACGUGAUCCCCAUCCCUGGGACAACUCAGAUUAAGAACCUUGACAACAACAUUGGAUGCUUGGCAAUAAAGCUUACACAAGAGGAUUUGAAAAAAAUUUCUGAUUCAGUUCCUAUUGAUGAAGUCAGUGGUGAAAGAGACUAUGCUUUCUUUGAGAACUACAAUUGGAAGUCUGCAGAUACACCAGAAAAUUAAUGGGGGAUUCAUCGAACGCAAACAUCUCUGUGUCCGCUCCAUCGAACCAAUCCAUGUUCAUUCUCUUAUCUUCUGUUGCAAAACUGAUAACUAAUCACAUUACCAUAUGUAUUUGGUGGGAACUAUGUUCAAAUUUUGUUUAUGUA
Messenger RNA from Ilex paraguariensis (yerba mate), 647 nucleotides. NCBI's taxonomy places the organism in Eukaryota, Viridiplantae, Streptophyta, Magnoliopsida, Aquifoliales, Aquifoliaceae. The record is from the annotation of a GenBank genome assembly.